This is a messenger RNA of Cryptococcus deneoformans JEC21, 3348 nucleotides long. RefSeq lists its product as hypothetical. The coding region runs from base 489 to 3212 and encodes 907 amino acids. Gene Ontology annotation, molecular function: protein binding; peptidase activity. Gene Ontology annotation, biological process: proteolysis; glutathione catabolic process. The transcript is spliced from 11 exons. The record is from RefSeq and is a predicted model, not a curated record. Lineage: Eukaryota; Fungi; Basidiomycota; Tremellomycetes; Tremellales; Cryptococcaceae.
UCAAUUAUUGCUAUCACCUUCCGACAAGAUAAUAGCGAAAAUAGCGACCAGAGGAAACUGGCGGGAUUUAAGACCAAAUACCAAACAUCGACUCGACUUGCUCAGCAUCCAGAUAUCGAUAUAUCCCGCCAUAGUUCGUGCGUAGCGCUUAUCGAUCAGCUGGGCUCUUUCCUUCCUUUCGAUCUUUCGGCAAUUUCAAUAUUUGGUCGUCCGACAAGCGGCGGCAUAUCUAGGAUAUAGAACUUCUUUCGGUCUUUGUGAGCCUUUGAAUUGCCAUCUCGCUCCUCGGACUACCAAUGAUAGCGACGAAAGAACAUCAAGAGCAAUAAGGCAGGAAACUAUCAACGACUCCAAACAGCCUCUGUCAGCAAUUCAAACAUUUGUCGAAAUCAGAGUCAAGCGUUCCCUGCCACAUAUCACUGCAUACCGUGUGGCAUUUCAGGUUCAGCACCGCCUCAACACAUCGCGCACCCACCAGCUUAUCAGCAAUGGCGCCAUCAUCACCAAUUUUAUCGCCAUCUCGCUCUCCUCUGUCCGGCAGCCGAAUCAAUGGCGAUAACUCAAGUGUCGAUGAAAGGACAGCUAUACAGAGCGGGUUGUUGGGAGAAAGGAAGGAUAGCGGAGUCAGGAAGGAUUCUUUGACACGUGAAAGAAAGGGGAAGAUGCCGGUACUCUCACACUUGCUCUGUGUGGGCAAUGGUACCGUUCUGAGUUUAGUUGCAGACAAAAAAUAUGUCUAUGCUGGGUGUCAGAGCGCCGACAAUGAAAUCACCGUAUUCUCAAGGUCAAGUCUUCAACCAUUGUAUCGCCUACUCGGUCAUCAAGGCAGUGUACUCGCUCUACUGAUCAUUGAGGAGAAAAAAUGGCUUGUCAGUUCAAGUAGUGCCGGUGAUGUCAGGAUAUGGUCAACAGAAACUUUGGAUCUGCUAUAUGUUAUCCACCCGUGCGACGACACUUCCGGAGACAUUUACUCCCUGGCAUGGGAUGAACGCGCCGGGGGUACACUUUACUUUGGGUCCCAAUCGUGCUCCAUCGAAUGGAUUAACUUUGGCGACUUCUGCACUUUCCAUCAACGCAAGAUCUCUGGCUCAGCCGCGGGUACAGUCCACGUGGUGCCUAACUGUACUGACUCUUCUUCUCGUCCUGGUCCAUCUCAACGAUCAGGCCGCUACAAACCUCACAAAUUCUUUGACAACCCCCCGGAAAACGGUUGCAGCGGUUCCUCCACCCCUUGCUCCCCGUUUCCAUCCAAUACCGCUCGAAAAGAAACUUUCUCCAAAGCCGAAUUAGAUCAAGUCAGCGUAAAUUUGCUUGAACAAACACGCCCGGCUACAGAGAUUGAAGUUCCAGCCGAAUCCCGUCUUGCCUUUGCGCAUUAUGGCUACAUCUACGCUUUACAUACCCUCUCGAGACCUAACGGUGAUAAGUGGCUAGUAAGCGGUAGCGGUGAUUCCGACGUCAAGAUCUGGGAAUGUCAUCCAUCAGGCGGUAUCACUCUUGUCCGUCAAUUCAAUUCUCUCUCUGGUGCGGUACUCUCUUUUGCGUUUCGAGAUGACCUGCUUUAUGCCGGUUUGCAGGCAGGAGAAAUUGCAGUGUGGGAUCUCGAAACAGGGGCUUGUAUACGUACGAUCGAAGCGCACGAGGAAGACGUACUCGUGAUGAGUGUGUUGGGUGGCGAUGUGUAUACUGCCGCGGCCGAUGGGAGGGUGUUGAGGGUGAAUGACGAGUUUGAUUGUACGGCGGCUUUCAAGGCACAUAGCGGAACCGUGAUGAGUAGCACGAUCGUAAAAAGUGUUAAAGGAGAUUCGUGGGAGCUCAUCACAGGUGGGAAUGAUUCUUAUGUCAAGAUUUGGCAAGUAGAAGCACCUAAAGAAACUUUGCAAUCCGAAAAUGUAAUGGACAUGGAGCAUGGGGGUGAUGUGAUGCUCUACGCUUUAUCCAAACUUGUUGCAGUCCCGACUAUAAGUGAUGACUCCCAUCGUGAAAGCUGUCGACAAGGCGCACAUCUACUGAAAAAGAUCCUCUCCCAACUCGGCGCUUCUUCUGAAGUUCUCUGUGGAGAACAAGGAAGGAAUCCUCUCGUCCUCGCCACUUUUACCGGUCAAGAUAUCGGCAAACCUCGAAAACGUAUUCUCUUCUACGGACACUACGACGUCCAGCCCGCCGCUGAGAAACGCUGGAUAACCAACCCAUGGGAACUAUCUGGUCGAGACGGCUAUCUAUAUGGUCGUGGUGUCACCGAUAAUAAGGGCCCCAUCAUGGCUGUUGCUUGCGCUGCCGCUUCGUUGAGACAGCGUCGUGAAUUGGAUGUCGAUCUGGUCAUGAUCAUUGAAGGCGAAGAGGAAGCAGGCUCACGAGGAUUUGCCUCUACCGUCCGUGCUCACAAGGCUGAUAUCGGACAUAUCGAUGCCAUUCUCUUGUCCAACUCGACUUGGAUUGAUGAGGAAGAUCCUUGUGUGGUGUUUGGUAUGCGAGGCGUGGUCUACGCCAACCUGUCGGUAGAGAGCAGUGAAGAGAACCUGCAUAACGGUGUAGACGGUGGUGCGACCAGUGAGCCGAUGUUUGACAUGGUCAGGGUUUUGGGAGCGUUGUCAGAUGCCAAGGGCGUCAAAGUGCCUGGGUUCUACGACUCUGUUCGACCUGCCACCGACGAAGAGAUGUCUCUCCUCCGAGAUGUUUCCUCUGCUUGCGGCCGUCCCCUCGAUGAACUCAUCCGAGUUUGGCGACAGCCUUCGUUCUCCAUUGCCAGUAUCAACUCGUCAGGUUCUGGAAAUAAAACCGUCAUUCCUCGAAGAGUGUCGACGGACAUCUCAAUGCGAAUUGUACCAGAUCAAGAUCUAGAGACUAUCGUCAAAGGCCUUAAACAGUUCUGCAGAGAAACUUUCCAGGGAUUAGAAUCGCCUAACAAAUUCGACAUCCAAGUCACCCAUACCGCCUCCUGGUGGCUUGCAUCGCUUGAAUCGCCAUACUUCAAAGCCCUCGAAGCUUCGGUACAAGACGUCUGGGGUGUCAGACCGCUCAAGAUUCGUGAAGGUGGUACGGUCCCUACUGUGUUCUGGCUGGAGAAGGAAUUCGGAGCGCCUUGUGUGCAUUUGCCUUUGGGUCAGAGUUCGGAUGCAGGCCAUUUGGCAAACGAGAGGAUGAGGCUUUUGAAUUUGAGGAACGGUAAGAGGGUGAUCGAGGCAUAUCUCACGAGACUCGCAAGCAUUUAAGGUAGACAAAACGAAUAAUGGGGUAACUUGCAUAAGCUGCAUACAUAAUGCAGCGUUAAUUUUUUCUUUUUUUUUCUUCAGUUCUCAUAGCGUUCGCCUGCAUGCAAUCAAAGUAAAUGUUUGCUAGCAACGUUUG